This is a messenger RNA of Spodoptera frugiperda (fall armyworm), 6650 nucleotides long. It is a transcript of the gene cv-c, whose product is annotated as rho GTPase-activating protein 7. Bases 494 to 3829 code for a protein of 1111 amino acids. Gene Ontology annotation, molecular function: GTPase activator activity; lipid binding. Gene Ontology annotation, biological process: signal transduction; regulation of Rho protein signal transduction; actin cytoskeleton organization. The record is from RefSeq and is a predicted model, not a curated record. Lineage: Eukaryota; Metazoa; Arthropoda; Insecta; Lepidoptera; Noctuidae. The transcript has 22 exons.
CGUGGCGAGCUAGGACGGUUUCAUUCGGAUUUUCAGCUCGCGCCCGAUUCAACUUUUUAUCGGCUAUGAUAAGUGCUUUUUGUAAAUAAAUGCGUGUUAUUUUUUCUGUGUUGUGAUGUGUUUUAGUGUUAGUGUGAAUAAAUGAAAGACAUACAGUGAGGUUAAUUAACGAAAACACUCGGCGUAAUUGGAAACUGGUCCAGCUAAGUGUUUUAUAAUUAGUUACUUAAAGUUAAAUAGUGUAUAAGUGAGUUUAUAUAAGUCAAAUUAUAAAUUAUAUAAGUGAAUUCUAUUUAUAACGUGAAAUUAUAAAAAAAUAUAAAACGUAUUUUGAUAAAUAAAUUUAGAAAAAUUUGAAAAUGGAAUCGCGUAAAACAAAAGAUAAGUUGACGGUUAAAUGGAAGUUUAAGUGUUAAAUUCGGGACCAAAAUAUUUAAAAAUCCGAAUUUAAUUUUGGAAUUAGAAUUGGAAAGUUGAAUUUGUAAAAUUAAAUAUGGAGAAAAAUAAUGAGCCUUCGCCGUCGACUACGCCCAAGGCGCCCUCUCCGCCUCCUCCGGGCCAUACGCCUAGUAAAAUGGAGAGGAGGAUGUCACACUUCAAGGAAUACAAGUUCUUCAGGAGUUUCAGCGCGAAAGUCGAGAACUGGCCCAUGAGGAAAGCUGAACAACUAUGGAGGAAGAUGCGAGAACGAAAAAUUGCAGAGAUCGAAGCGGCAGAAGCAUGCAAAUGGCUAAGGGCUGCCGGCUUCCCGCAGUACGCGCAGAUGUACGAAGAUCUCCAGUUUCCAAUAGACGUAUCAGGCGUUCAGAACGACCACCCGUUCCUGGACGCAGACUCCCUCCAGUCGCUGUUCAGACGUCUCACAGCCCUCAACAGAUGCGCCAACAUGAAGCUGGAACACCAUCAUCAUCAGAAGAGAUCGAACGACUCUGACGAUGAGCAAUGCGCGCUGAGCGACAAAUGGCAGUACGAGAGGAAGUCGCGGCGAUGGUCCAGGGUGGUGGAGAUCACACCGCAAGCACAGAGGCGGUUACAGGUGAUAGCAGCUCGAGCAUUAGCAGAAAGAGAAGCAAGAGAAGCGAGGGGAGAAGUAGAAGACGAUGAAGAUGAAACUCUACCCACGAUAAGAGUGGGGCUUGUAGAUCCAGAGGGAAACUAUACUGAUGUUGAACCAGAUCUACUAACAGUACCAGGCCAAACAAUGAUUCAGUUACCAAGUGACAAGGAAGAUGAGGAGGAAACCGGCACUCGGUUCCGAAGAACUGGCUCCGAGAGACUACGGGACGGCGCCAAAGCCUUACUCCGAAGAGUAGAAUCCCUCAAAACGAGAAGAAGAAAACGUCAGAACCGGACAGAAGUCAUCGUAUCUUCUCCCCACUUUCUGGACGUGCAGCAGGAUAAAUAUGCUGACCUGAGCUACAUUGACAUGACUCCUACUACACCAACUGCCUUCCCUUUCCCUGACUUCCAUAGUUCUCCUGUCCACGCUCCAGCCAUCAGAACCCAGCCACCAUCACCCAUGACAGUCAUGCCACCUUCCCCCAUAGCUCCUCUAGAGCAAUCCUUUGUCCUCAACGCGCCUUUUGGUGACGACAGUUCCAGUUAUGCCUCUGAUGGUAGUAUGGGGUCAAGUAAUAAGAGUUCUAAGUCCAAAUUAGGGAGGGCUAAGAGGAUCUUCCAUAGAGGGAUUAAGAAUGAUGACUCCAGUGCGCUUAGUGAUUCUGAGUGCCAACCGGCCAGUUGGAGACAUAAUUACUAUAAGGAUCAUAAUACUCAUCAGAAUACUGAGGUCUACGUUGAGCCUCCGUCUCCAGUGGAACUGAAGCCAGAUCCUGAAAUACUCAGAGAAGUCCAGAAGUCACCAGGUCAUACACACCAUCGACGACAGGCUAUAAGGACCAGCUCGCUCAAUUUAGGGAACGAUGGGAAAAAGUUUCGUGAUAGAAGUCUGAAGAGAGAUAAGUCGGCAUCCAGGAGUUCUGAGCUGGACAGCAGCCCCAACUCGGCAGGGUCCAGGUCUCAUGAUGGUGACCAGGAUGAUGAUGAUGACAGUCUUGAUAUUAAGAGCAAGAAAAACAACAUUCAGCGAUGGUAUUCAUUCAGGACGAACGCUCUAAAUGGUGGACCCAAAGCCAAUAAUACUUUGACACCAACACCUAACCAAAAGGACCCGGAUUCGUAUCUAUCUCGACCGAUGUCCUCGCUCUCAUGUGGUCAGCUCCAUAUCCUGAGGAAGCUGGCACUCCUCCGUCUCACAGCCUGCAUGGAACGGUACUGUCCCUCACACAAAUCUGGCUGGAAUUGGGAACUGCCUAAACUGAUUAGGAAGAUCAAGACCCCUGAUUAUAAGGAUAAAACAGUGUUUGGUGUCCCUCUAACCGUGUCACUGCAGAGGACAGGCCACGCGUUACCUAAGCCGAUACAAUGUGCUUUGAAUUGGCUCAAAAGUAACGCUUUAGAUCAGAUGGGAAUAUUCAGGAAAGCUGGAGUGAAAUCAAGGAUUGCAAAACUGCGGACGACGGUAGAGGCAGCUGGGGCAUCAAAUGCGAGUUUUGCUAUAGAAAACAUAAACACUAUAGACCCAAACCAAUCUAGUCUGAAUUUUGAUGGGGCACAAGCACACGAUGUUGCUGAUAUGGUGAAACAGUACUUCAGGGAGCUUCCUGAUGCCUUACUCACUAAUAAGCUGAGUGAGACGUUCAUUGCUAUAUUUCAACAUGUUCCUGAACCACUGAGGCCGGAUGCGGUGCAAUGUGCAUUACUUCUGCUGCCAGAAGAGCAUUUAGAAGCGUUGCAUUCCUUGUUGAUAUUCUUAGCUGAGGUGGCAGAACAUUCAGCGGUAAAUCAGAUGACAGCGUCAAACCUGGCUGUCUGCUUAGCCCCUACGUUGUUGAGGCUGCAUCAUGCGCCACCACAAACUGGUAGCACCAAGGAAGGAAACUCCAACAGAAUGGUUAUCGAGAGCGUAGCAGACCAGAGACAGAUCAGCGAGAGCCGAGCAGCGCAUGCGUGUCUCCUACUCCUCAUUCAGAAACACCAGCAGCUGUUCUUAGCACCAGCUGAUAUGCUGGCCAGGUGCAAGUUCAAUUACUUCGAAGAGAGUGUUCCAGUCGCUCUCGAGGAAUUGGGCGCAGAUUUCAAUCAAGAUUGGAAAGGUUUCCAGCAGGCCUGCAUCAAAGCUUUACUAAAAGAAGCCAAAGAAAAAGUCUGUGGCCGAUCAGGAAAGAGAACACGUGGGUGGAUGUCAGUAUCAGGGGCCGCUCCUCACGUGGAACUGUGUUGUAAGAAAGUUGGAGAUGGACAUCCGUUAAGGUUAUGGAGAGCAACUACAGAUGUAGAAGCGCCGCCACAGGAGGUUAUGCAAAGGAUACUCCGAGAGCGGCACAUUUGGGAUGAUUCAUUGGUUAAAUGGCGCGUCGCUGAGAAGCUCGGUACAAACGCUGAGGUGUUCCAGUACGUCACGGCCUCAAGCAUAAAUCUACCGUCACGAGACUAUUGUGUGUUACGAUCAUGGCAGCAAGGUGGUGGAGGUGGUGGUUGGUGCGCAGUAGCUGAGACGUCAGUAGCACAUGCAUCAGCCCCACCAAGUACCUCACGAGGACCGGGAGGUGCUCCCUCUGUAUCUCGAGGGGUUGUGCUGGCCUCGCGUUACCUCGCACAACCUGCUGGCAAGGGACGCAGCAGACUGGUGCAUCUGGCCAGAGUUGAUACCAUGGGCCGAACGCCAGAAUGGUACAACAAAUGUUACGGUCACAUCUGCGCUCUAUACCUGGCCAGGAUCCGUGCUUCGUUCAAACAUAAUACGGAAGGUCCGGAGUCGAACGUAUGAUCCAAGCAUUCCACUUAAGUCGGCGCCAUAUUGGAACCGACUUAAGUUGACGUGUUAAGACGUCAUUGUAAAUAAGAAAGAUUAAAAAUGGAACUAUAUAAUGGAAUAGAAUGGCUUUUUGCCCAAAUCGUGUUGGAUACUAGCGUAUCUUUAACUCUUUGAAAUAUUUCAAUUGAUAAUUAAAUGGGAUAUUAAUAUAUUUAUGUAGAUAUUAUAUUAUUAUUAUCUGAUAUUGAAGUAUGAGAGAUAAAAUUUCAAGUUUAAUGUAUGAAUACAGAAGAUUUCUUUAUAAUUAUUAGAAUGUUUCAAGUUUCCAAAUUCAGAAUGUAAAGAUACUGUUCUUUCUGUACACACAUUUAAAAAUAUAUAGAUAUACACAAAUCUCUCCUUGUAAUAAAUAAUAAUUAUAUUUCAUAGCGUGUAGUUAUGAUUAUGACAGAUAUUAAAAUAAAUUAUAUUAGGUAAAUGUAGUUACACUGGUGGUAUAAUAUAUAUUUUCUUGUGGAUGUUGAUAAGUGACCAAAAUUAUAAUUAUAGGCAAUAAAAAUUUGGAUCUGAUAUGGUCUUAUAGGUCUAAUGAGAGUAAAGAGAAAUUGUUAUCGCAAUAUAAAUUGUAAAUAUUUGAAUAGCAUCAUAAUAAUUUCUGGUAUAAUUAAAUUUAUCGCAUAAUACAUUAGUGCUUAUUAGGGUUUUUGUUUAAUAUUCUCUACCUACCUCUAUGUUACACAUUAUUUUAGAUCCUUGUCCCGAAAAAGGAACUACCAAAAAGCCUGAUUUAUUUGAAAACUUAGAUAUUAUAAUAAGUUUACCCCGUGGUGCAUUGUAAAUAUAAGAUUAAAUAUUGAAUGUCUUAAAACUCAACAUUAUUAAAUUAUAGUUAUUGAAUAAUUAUAGUUCUCAAGAAAUCUCGUUGAAUGAUGUUUGAAAAAUAAAAUUAUUCUGUUUUACCAUACCCUAUGUAAAGUUAUCGUUACAUAUCACUAGUCAUAUUAAAUAAAUAAAAAGAAUAUUUCAAAUAUAUAACACAUUUUAACCGUACCUGUCCUGUGUUCAGGAACAUAGUAUUAAAUUAUAUUUAGGGACAUUAAUUAUUCAUAUAAUAUGUAUACAUAAUUAUGUAUUCAAUAAUGGAAUAAAAAUAUGUAAUUUUUGAUCGUUGAGAUGUAUCGAAAUGAAUGUUAUAUUGAAUAAUAUUGUUGUAUGUGUAUUGUAAAAAGUCUGAUUGUAAAUAGUUGCAUUGUUAGCUUUGAUAGACAAAUGACCAUCACAAGUUUAAAUGUAUUUAGGAUAAUAAUAGCUAUGUCAAGAUGUGUUUCAUAUACUGCAGUUCAUGUAGAAUUAGAAUUAAAAUAUUUUUAAAGAAUGGGUAUGAUAUUAUUGCGUGACUGUAACGUGUAAGGGAUAAUACCCAAUAUCUUCCUAUAUUUAAUACGUCAUUCAGUAUUGGUAUAAGUAAGAUGACUAACAUUAAGAUGUAGACUAGGGUUUACCCUUUAUGUCGUCAAUCCAAACUAUAACCACAGAGCAAUAUAUGAAACACAUCCCAACACAGCCUUGUAAAAAUAUUUUCCACUAUGGAAAAUGAAUUUGAAGCCAAAUAUCGCAAAAUGAGGAUAUUAAAUCGCUUUUAAAAUAGAUUUAAUGAUAUUUUAAUUAUUAAUUAAUAUGUAAUCUCAAUAUUAUAGUGUUGUUAGUUACCUAUGAUUUCACAAAUUGUUGGUGCAGUUAAUCUAUUGAAUUUUUUUAGAGUGUGAUGUCAAUUCGAGAAACGGUUUGUUAUUUUCUUUUAAAAGGAAGAUUUAGGCUAAGGAAAAUACUUGAUUUAUGUCGGAAUUUGCUUCUGUUAAGUCCUAAUGUGUGCAAACGAGAGAGUCUACAGGUUCCAAUUUCGUCAGAAUGUAAAUCUCUCACGUAAUUGCAAUGUACAGGCACAUUGUUAAGUGCUCAUUACCUAAGAUUAUAUAAAUCAAAUAUUAUUAAAUAAAAUUCGACAUUCAGUUUCUAGAAUUUUCUCCACAUUCAAAGAAUAUUUCGCUCAAAACUAAGAUGUUUAAGUUCCAUUCUUGGUGAGCGAAAGUUCUAUAAUAUACUAGAUUUAAUUCCACUCUAAGCAUCACAUCAUCAAAACAUUGUAAAUAAUGGCCAGUUACGUGUUAAUCUCACAUAAUUAUACCAAUUCCAAAAAAUAAAAUAAAUAAGUAUUUAUCAUACAAUUAGUUUCUGAUAAAAUGCACAUUCAUUCCAUGUUAGAAUUUUUUCCAUUCUGGAAUUCCAGUUACAGAGAAAUUUUAUGGAUUUAUAAAUUCGAAAAAAAAAAUAGAAUGGAAGUGUACCUAAUUAGAAUCAGUCAUUCCAUAAUGUAUCUUAUUACAAAGUUAAACCAAAUAAUGAUAUUAUGAAAAUGGAAUUAUGUCAAAUAAAUGUUAAGAAGAAAAUUAAAUAUUUUGUGAAAGCAAAAAUGGUUUUAGAGCACAAUAUUUUAAUUUUAUGUUUACACAAAGUAAUUAAAAUAAAUAACAGGCAACUAGCAUUUAUUUGACAUAUUUAACUACCAAUAAAAAAUAAAAUAAGUAAGUACUUAUCUAGUUUCUCAAUUUUACCAAUAUUGAUGUUGAAUUGUUCACAGUAUUUUGUCUGUCUAGAAUAAAUAGCACAUUCGAUCCGUAUUUAUUAUUAUUGUGGAUAAAAAAAUAAAUACGUUUCACCAAUUAUAAAGAAAUAUGUAACCGUUUAAUACUCCGUGUCUGUUAUAAUAUGUAAAAUAUAAACUAAUGCAUUGUGAUUUUAUUCUUUAUGAAAAUAUAUGGACCAUUGUAUUGAA